This is a messenger RNA of Branchiostoma floridae (Florida lancelet), 1138 nucleotides long. RefSeq lists its product as uncharacterized. Gene Ontology annotation, cellular component: cytoplasm. Lineage: Eukaryota; Metazoa; Chordata; Leptocardii; Amphioxiformes; Branchiostomatidae. Bases 26 to 499 code for a protein of 157 amino acids. Gene Ontology annotation, biological process: protein transport. The transcript is spliced from 2 exons. The record is from RefSeq and is a predicted model, not a curated record.
ACCCGGCCGAAAAUGUGUGUGCAAAAUGGCUGAAAACGCGUGUGUCAACGAUGUCAACACGCACCCAGUCAAUGAUGCUUCAUCACAGGUCGGAACAUUCCAUGGGAGGUGGGGACGCACGUCGUGGAGGGUGGAAGAGGCCACAAACAUCGUCGAGCGAGUUCGACUCCCUAACUCUGUCUGCAAGAGGGGGGGCAGGUCAUUUGAGUUUUCGCCCAGCGACGGUGCCGUUCUCCGGGUCCCUCCGCUGAGCAGCUUCUCCUCACUCCGGUUCUGCAGGAUCAUCGACCUCGGGUAUCGACUGGAUGUUGUGGCCAAAAUGUCCAGUGCUGGUAGUCCGAAGGUAAAGAUCCCCAUCAAGAUAUGCUCCUGCAGGCACCACCCCCACGGCACCGCCCAGCCUUCCUUUGCAACACCUUGUGCGGCCCCACAGGACAGUGCCCAAGACAAGACAAGACAAUUAGGACAAUUAGAAAUUGCUAUCCUAUCAGGGCUCUAGCCAGCGUCCGUUUUUCCGUCAAUUGACGGAAAUUUGCUGCGUGUGACGGAAAAAUUUUAAAACCAAUCCGUCAACCUUGACGGACAAAAAUUCUUGGUGGAAGCUACAGGUGGUUUGGGGACGCUGUCUAUGGCCAUAAAAGCCACGCACUGUUUGUUUCGCUAUUGUUAUUAUUGUUGACGAAGUGUGUCGGCGCCCUUUAGCAUACGAUAAUCUCAUUAAAAACCUGUUUUUCAAGGUCUCAGUUCAGUCUUUCUAACUCCUGGAAGAGUGUUUUUGCGACAAUGGGAAUUGGCUGACGGAAAAAAAAAUUCGAGCUGGCUAGAGCCCUGUAUCCUAUAUUAACUUUUUUAUACUGCCACCUUGAAGUUUAUAUAUGCUACAAAUAUGUGACAUUUUGGAUAAAAUUGUAUUGUACUAUUGUGUUUUAAAACGAUGUGAGCGGAAUGUAUUUCAGCUUACAGCCUAUAUAAUAUUUAUACUACUUAUAACCGAUUCGUACAUUAAGCAGCUUACUCAAGACAGCGGUUUGGACCUGCAGCAACUUCCCACAGCGAUGGGUGACAAAGAGGGGUGGUGGAAACUAGUUAUGUGCAGAUUCCGAGCGAGCUCCCCGGAGUGAGUGAGUGAGUGAGUGAG